This is a messenger RNA of Seminavis robusta, 426 nucleotides long. NCBI's taxonomy places the organism in Eukaryota, Bacillariophyta, Bacillariophyceae, Naviculales, Naviculaceae. The record is from the annotation of a GenBank genome assembly.
AUGAGUCAAGAUUCAGAAGCAGGUGCCGAUAUCGGGAAAUCGCUCCCCAUGAUUCUUUUUCGACCGGGCAUGGACGUUGGCGAGCUGGAGGAUUGGCCGUUUGAAAAUCCCAAGUCGGACUACGUCGUUCAUACCAACGAGGGAGGCAAGACGCCAAGGGCGUCAGGUCGGAUUGACAGCUCCACUCCUACUUCUCGCGUGGGAAUAUGGAAAUGCACGCAAGGAAAGUUUGAGUGCACUGAACAAGGAGAUGAACUCAUGACAAUCUUGAGUGGUGUCGUCACAGUAACGAACAUUGGAUCUGGGCAAGCAGUGACAUUGAAAGAGGGAGAUUCAAUGUUCAGCAGGGAUGGUUCAAGGGUGUUGUGGGAUAUCCAAGAAGAUGUGACCAAAGUGUUCUACGGAAGCAAACCAGAUGGAUACUAA